AUGAUUUCCUUCCAGAGGCUGGCUGCAAUGACCCAAGGAGUAGGCAAAGAUGAUCAUGAUCAAGCAGCUGCUCCGUCUACAGAUGCCGCCCUGUACACAGGUGCAGCAGCCUAUAUGCCUGGUUACGCCGGUUGGCCAAACUAUUAUCAGCAAUUUGGACAGCCCUUAGCUCCAGCAGCGUUUUCUGCUUGGCCUCCACAAUGCUAUGCUGCUCCACACUGGCCGAACUAUGCUGCGUCGAAAAAAGGCAGACAAACGUACCAGCGAUACCAGACGAGUGUGCUCGAGCAGAAAUUUCAACAAUCGAGUUAUGUGAGCAAGAAGCAACGUGAAGAACUGCGACUACAGACCAACUUGACCGAUCGACAAAUUAAGAUCUGGUUUCAAAAUCGACGGAUGAAAGCCAAGAAGGAAAAGCAACGGAUAGACGAUCAUGGCGAACAUGCGCCACUUCUACCAGCCAAUCCACCGAAAAACCUUCUAGAAGACGAUGAUAAGAAAUGGCAUAUGGGUGCAACACAGCAGGCCACCGCAUGGCCUCCAGCACCUCCGCAUCCCUACCAGUAUCCAUUAUGUCCCCCCUGA
Molecule: messenger RNA, 585 nt
Organism: Ostertagia ostertagi
Lineage: Eukaryota; Metazoa; Nematoda; Chromadorea; Rhabditida; Trichostrongylidae
Source: the annotation of a GenBank genome assembly